AUGCUGCCCGCCAUCCCCGUUGAUGUGAACGCGCUGGAACUCCUCGAUCAGGAGAAUUUCCUUGCUCCCGGUGAGGACAAGGAGGAUCCCUUGUCAUUUAGGGUGAUAUGCUUGGCACAAUGCAGAAUGAAUUUGUUGCUUCUGGUAUUCUCCUCUUUGAAUGGACAAUGGCAUGUUCGUACUUAUGACCAAUGGGGUGUUUCGGCUACACUUCCUUUAUUUGUGAGGUCUGGGCCUGGGCUGUCCAGUCGUCAAAUCGUCCACGGAUGCUUCUAUUGGCAUUUGGAACUGCAGAACCAGUUACUUGUGCUUGACUUGCGCGAGAUGGAGUUCUCUACUGUCAACCUUGAAUCUGAGUCACCAGGGAGUAAAACUUUUGUCCUUGUCGAGGCAGAAAAAGGAAUGCUCGGGAUGAUCACUAUAGGUAAUGCCUAUGAUAAGGACAUGAAAGAUCACCGAUAUUGGCUCGCGUAUUGCAUUCUGACAAAUAACCAAUGGCACUUGGAGAAGGUCAUCCCGUUACUGGUAAAGGAUCUGCAUCUGGUUGGUGUAGCCGGGGGAUAUCUGCUGUACGCGGUGUACUGCAAAUUUGCAGAACAGAAGCUGGAGUAUCGAUACUUUUCGGUGGACCUGAAGUCUUUCCAGAUCCAGUUGUUCACUACACUUUGCAAACAAAUACCUGGACGAAUGAACGCUCCUUACCCAAACCAAACUGGACGACUUAUUAUGCAACAAUGA
Messenger RNA from Hordeum vulgare subsp. vulgare (domesticated barley), 738 nucleotides. RefSeq lists its product as uncharacterized. The coding region runs from base 1 to 738 and encodes 245 amino acids. The transcript has 2 exons. Lineage: Eukaryota; Viridiplantae; Streptophyta; Magnoliopsida; Poales; Poaceae. The record is from RefSeq and is a predicted model, not a curated record.